Molecule: messenger RNA, 950 nt
Organism: Octopus sinensis (East Asian common octopus)
Lineage: Eukaryota; Metazoa; Mollusca; Cephalopoda; Octopoda; Octopodidae
Exons: 3
Coding region: 38-880 (280 amino acids)
Source: RefSeq, a predicted model, not a curated record
UUCGACUAAUAGAGACAAAUCAACAAUUACAGUUACCAUGUCGGAGAAGAAGAAAAAACGGCCUCCCUUAACAAGAGCUGCCACAGAAGUGAACGAAAACACUCUGAAAGCACUGAACCAAAUCCGCCAUCCUUCACUCUACAAAAAGAACCAUGCUAAAUCCUCGGCUGGGGCUGAUUUCAACAUGACUUCAGGCAUGCGAAGGAUCGAAAGGGCUCGUAGUAAUGUUAAAGAUCUCCCAAAACCAAUGCCAGCCAUAGACCCGUAUAUGGACAUACCUGGCUGUAAGCUGUCCCGACAUCGUUCCUGUCCACAUUUACUCGAUGAAGACGAUGAUGACGAUGAACACACCCCUGUUUCUAGUGAUGUUGAUGAUUUCUGCGGCUCUUACGGUGGGAGUACUAUGACAGAGCACCAGGAUUACCAAUGGCAUCCUAUAAAGGUGACAGCGGCAAGUAGGGGUGACAGGGGCGACACAACCAACCACACUGACUACUAUAGCUCAAACCCAAAAGUAAUGGACAGUUACAAUGAUUGGUCUCAGAAUGAAUGUGAUGGCCAUCGAGAAGGAAAGAAACAGUUCAGAGAUCCACCAUUUUCUGCCAAAAUCCAUUCGUCGUCUUCGUUAAUGUCUCCAACGGAAGACAUGUUUCGUUUUGACCGGAUCUCGACAAGUGUCUCAGACAACUUCUCCGACAUUGAAGAACCAAAUUCGGAACUGAUUCUAGAAGACAGAGUAAGUGACUCUGAGGAUCAGGAUUAUCCUCUUCAUUCUGGACGUGAGGGUGAUGCCAAAUGUAACCAAUGGUUACAAGGCUUGCAAUUGUCACAGACAGAUCGACUCAAAUCUAGGAGUCACCUUAGACUGCCGCCAGUAUAAUGACCGAUUUGUUUUUGUUUUGUUUCUAUUUUCUUUUUUUUUUUAAUCAGUAAACCUUUGUUGCUCUUUC